Molecule: messenger RNA, 2544 nt
Organism: Megalopta genalis
Lineage: Eukaryota; Metazoa; Arthropoda; Insecta; Hymenoptera; Halictidae
Product: cytochrome P450 6A1-like
Molecular function (GO): iron ion binding; oxidoreductase activity, acting on paired donors, with incorporation or reduction of molecular oxygen; monooxygenase activity
Source: RefSeq, a predicted model, not a curated record
UGCCAUAAGGUACCUACCACUCUCGUUCAUCCUUUAUUGUAUCCCAAGAAACUAGACCUUAAGUAUUGCGUCUGUAAUAUUCUUCUGCAAUUACAAUAUUUUCUGUUUCUUCUGUGUCACGUGUUCAAGUGUUUCACGCUGCGAUCUUUCAGAUGUAAAUUUGUUUGAAUUAACGUAAAUAUUUAUUGUCAUUGUAUAACAGAAAUUCUAAUGAAAACUUACAUUUCGGCUUGCAAUAAUAUAUAAUAUUUUAUUGUUGUGAAAAUCGAUUUUAAUACACAUCUCAUUAAUUUUGCAACUUAUUUGUCUCAACACCAUACGUGUAUUGAAUCACAAGUUCUGAUGCAGACAGUCAAUAGUGGCAGCACCUGAAGAUUCGCAAUUGGAGUGUCAUAAAGAUUCUGAGAAACUACAAAUAGUGAUCUACCAUGGCUGAUUAUCUCCAACUUUUUUGCGGCAUUGCUUUGGUGUUCGUUGCUGUCUAUUAUUACUUAAUAUCAUCUUUCGAUUUUUGGAAAUGUAGAGGUGUACCUGGGCCUGAUCCGAUACCUGUAUUUGGCAAUACUAAAGAUAUUCUUUUCGGAAGACUACUACUUGGCGUCUACUUAAGGCGGCUGUAUGAAAAAUACAAAAAUGAGCCCCUUAUUGGAAUAUUUAAAAGAAGAAGUCCUAAUGUUGUCGUAUGUGACAUGGAUCUCAUUAAGGAUGUUCUCAUCAAAGAUUUUUCUGUUUUCGAUGAUCGUGGAAUCGUUAUUAAUGGGAAGGUGGAACCAUUAACCCAGCACAUCUUUAAUUUAGAAGCAGAGAAAUGGCGGCCACUGCGAACAAGGCUCUCACCAGUUUUUACAUCUGGAAAACUUAAGGAAAUGUUUCACUUGAUAAUGGAAUGCUCGGAACAAUUAGAGAAAUAUUUAGAGAAACUAGAAGAAAAAGGGGAGCCGAUAGAGUGUCGUGAGGUAGCAGCAAGAUUCACGACUGACGUCAUCGGUAGUUGUGCCUUUGGGAUCAACAUGAACGCAUUAUCGAAUGAAGAAAGUGAAUUUCGGCGAAUGGGAAAGAUGGUUUUUUCAACUUCCUUGAAGAAUUUCUUAAAGCUUACAUUCCGAGAAAGUCUGCCGAAAUUAUACUUCUUUAUGAUGUCCUUACAACCGUAUCCGUAUAUUACUUCAUUUUUCAUUAGAGUUGUGUCGGACACUAUUAAGUAUAGGGAAAAAAAUAACGUGAUUAGGCCAGAUUUCGUGAACAUGUUGAUAGAGUUAAAGAACCACCCAGAGAAGUUACAAGAUAUUGAAAUGACGGACAACUUGCUGACUGCGCAAGCCUUCGUUUUCUUCCUAGGUGGUUUCGAAUCAUCAUCGAUUACUAUCUGUCACGCUCUUUAUGAAAUGGCCCUGAAUCCGCAGAUGCAAGAUAAAUUGCGUGCAGAAAUUAAAGAGCUUAGUAAGAAAAACAAUGGUUCCUUCAAGCACGAUGAUUUCAAAGAAAUGAAAUAUUUAGACAAAGUUUUUAAAGAAACACUGCGGAAGUAUCCACCAGGAACUGUGUUGGUGAGAAAAUGCAACAGGGAGUACACUUUCAGGAAUACGAAAGUAACAAUUCCAAAAGGUACAGGAAUAUCUAUUCCGGUAUACGCUCUUCAUCACGACCCCAGCAUUUAUCCAAAUCCAGAAGUCUUUGACCCAGAAAGAUUUAAUGAUGAUGCAGUUGCGACGAGACAUCCAAUGAGCUUUUUACCUUUUGGAGAUGGCCCACGAAAUUGCAUUGGUGCACGGUUUGCAGUAUACCAAACAAAAGUGGGCUUAAUAAAAACACUAGAAAAUUUUAAAGUCGACGUUUGUGAAAAAACAAUGAUUCCGUAUGAAAGUGAUCCACGUUCCGUAGUAUAUGUUCCAAAAAGGGGAAUAUACUUAAAAAUAAGUAAAGUAACAAAGUGAGCUGAUUAAUAAAAGAGAUUAAAACAACGUUCGAAGUAUUAAGAUCAUUGAAAAAUCUGAAAGAAAUAAAUAUUAAAGGACUUUUUUUCCUUUCUUAUUCUAUCCUUCCCUCGGAGGCCACGAGCGUCGGACUCGGAAUCUAGCACCAAAAUGUUCCAGCGUGGGUCAACGUUAAUCUCCUUCGAGUUUUCUGGCAAUUCGGAGGUGUAGAACGAGAAGGAUUGGGUUAUUCCUUUAUUAAAGAUAAUCGUUGUUUUUGCGGUUCCUAGCAACAAUUCCACCGGCGGACUCGGGGAACUUCGCCUCAUCGGAACCCCGACAAAGAGCCAAGGCCUUAUCCAAGGCAGUCGUUGGGGACCUCCUGCUGGACGUGCUCAGGGAUAAAGGAAUAUUCUGUGUGUGAUUGUACACCUUGCCUUAACCCUCGGAAGAGAGCGGUGGCACUAGUGCCCUAAGGGAUUCUAAGUUGCGAGAUCCUCACGAACCGAAGACUCCCAGCGAAAUCCUACCGAGCAUUUUUUUUCUUUUUCUUUUGUGUGUUACAGUGCCUAGAUUUUUAUAAUUUUCAGUCUGUAUCUAACUUGAGUGAGUAGAAAAUUAUUGACUUCUA